This is a messenger RNA of Centropristis striata (black sea bass), 2705 nucleotides long. RefSeq names its product interferon regulatory factor 2-binding protein 1-like. The record is from RefSeq and is a predicted model, not a curated record. The coding region runs from base 289 to 2064 and encodes 591 amino acids. Gene Ontology annotation, biological process: regulation of transcription by RNA polymerase II. The transcript is spliced from 2 exons. Gene Ontology annotation, cellular component: nucleus. Gene Ontology annotation, molecular function: transcription corepressor activity. NCBI's taxonomy places the organism in Eukaryota, Metazoa, Chordata, Actinopteri, Perciformes, Serranidae.
UACAAUUCCCAUAGUGCACUGGGCUUCGGUCGCGUAGGUGUUUCCGGUGUCUUAUAACAUUUUACUUCCUUCCACACAGACCGAGCCGAACAAAUCGAGAAAGAAGACGUCGCUAACUUUUAAAUGCUACCGUCAACAGUCGAGUUUUGAGGUUAUUUUUCGUUUUAAUUCUGUUGUAAAAUUCGCGCCAUGUGGCGAGUGGUGUCUGAGAACUGAGUAAUAGUUGGGAAACGUAGACCGUAACGUGAAGGCCUCCGAAGAAAGUUUGGUCGAGGGCCUGUAAACAACAUGUCCUCCGCCUCGCAGUCUUCCUCCAGACGGCAGUGGUGCUACCUCUGCGAUCUGCCCAAGAUGCCCUGGGCCAUGCUGUGGGAGUUCAGCGAGGCUGUGUGCCGGGGAUGUGUCAACUACGACGGGGCGGACCGGAUAGAGCUCCUCAUUGAGACUGCCAGGCAGCUGAAGAGCACCCACGGAGUGCUAGACGGCAGGUCCCCCGGUCCACAGCAGGGCAAAGCCAGCUCUGCCGGGCCCCUGGAGGCAGGGCGGCAGCAUGGGGAGCGGAUAGAUAGGGGGAGGGGGGAGUAUGGGGUGUCUGCUCGCCUCCCCAAUGGCCUCCACAGAGCUGAAGAUGUGUCCAUGUCAGAGGGCAGCAGACAGAGCCCCAACACGCGCCGGGCCAUAGUGGGGGCAGUUCCUAGUCUCCAUGGCACCAUAUCCCAUGCCUUGAUAGCUCAGGGGUUAGUAGCAGCCCCUCAUGGGCUUCUAGCCCCCUUAUCCAGGGCUGGGGCUACACCAAUUGCAGUCUCAUCUGGCCCCAUAAUGGGUGAUGCUGGCAGAAGACAGGUGGUGUCCCUGGGUGUGGGAGCCAGCACGUCUGCUCUGGUGGGUAUAGAUUCUGCAGUGUGGAGGAACAAUGAAGUGAUGGCAGAACUGAACGAGGUGGCUCGUAGCAGGGUUGAAGGCUGGCCCAAUCGUCCCAAAGCGGUCCGGGAUGUGCUUGUAGCGCUCAGCAGCUGCGUUCCCUUCAACGUGCGCUUCAGGAAAGACCAUAAUCUGAUGGGUCGUGUUCUGGCCUUCGACGCCAGCACAACUCCAGAGUUUGAGCUGAAGGUAUUUGUGGAGUAUCCUGCCGGCUCCGGGAUGAUCUUCUCAGGAGUCCCGGACCUGGUCAGGCAGAUGUUCCGCGACUCGGCCAAAGAUGCAGGUAAAGCGGUGAACUCUGGGCUGCGUUAUGUGGAAUACGAGAAGCGACAAGGAACGGGAGACUGGCGUGGGCUGUCUGAGCUGUUGAAUGAUGGCGUACGCAUGUUCAAAGAGCCCCCGAUACCAGAGGUUCUGCCACAGCCAGAGGCAGGUUUGCCCAUGGCAGCUGCCGGACGCCCUGUUCCAGCAAAGACCACAACUCGGCGUCGCAAGGCUUCUCCAGGCUCUGAGAAUGGAGAAAGCGAAGGGAGGCCUGAACACCCAGGGAGAGAGCCCUGGCCCCGGGGUGCUUACUCAGGCAUGGAACCUCUUCCUGGCAUGGCCGCUCCUCAAGAGGGCCCACCCCGUUUACACAGCCAACCCUCACCCAUCUCAGCGCUGAUGGGAGUGGCAGACAGCCUGAGCUCCAGCCAGAUGGCCAGAGAUAGCCCCAGCAUGUCCACAGCCCACUCCUCCUCCGCUGGACGCCCCACCAGCAGCAGCCCCUCCACUGCCUCCACCUCAGUCUCCCAGGCAGCCUUGGGCCAGAGUCUAAGUGCGGCGGGGCAGAGCAGCAGCGCCAGCGCCGGAGAGUCCACCAGCAGCGCCCAGGGCACUCUGCUCUGCUGCACCCUCUGCAGAGAGCGCUUGGAGGACACACAUUUUGUCCAGUGUCCGUCUGUCCCGCAUCACAAGUUCUGCUUCCCCUGCACCCGAGGGUUCAUCCGCAGCCAAGGCCAAGGUGGAGAGGUGUACUGCCCCAGUGGAGAGCGCUGUCCCCUGGCUGGCUCCUCUGUGCCUUGGGCCUUCAUGCAGGGAGAGAUCUCAACCAUCCUGGCCGGAGAUGGAGACGUGACAGUAAAGAAGGAGAGUGACCCUUGACGUCUCCAUCCAGAUGUGGUGAAUGUGGAUCAAACACUUUGAAAGCACUUCCCUAUUAUGUCAAGCAGAGGUCCACUUUGGCUGCAGUUCAUCAUGUGUGCCUCUGAGAGCAGAAUAACUCUGAACCCCAGGAGAACAGCUACACACACACACACACACACACACCGCUAACUAAAUCCACAACAAGAAUGACUCUUGAGAGGAGGGACACGUCCGCUGGUUGGGGCUCGGCUCACCUGUGAAGGCUGAGCAGCUCCAUCACACCUGAAUGUUGAGUCCUGACCCAAUCUGUCCUUCUCUCUGUCCAGUGCAGCAGAGGCCUCUCAGCACGCCUCCUUUUAAAGCCCAGGAUAGAAAGCACAUGCUUGUUUUUAGGAAUGACAAUCUAUUUGGUCUCUCAUUUGUGUUUUUGUUCUAUAUGUUGCAUACUAUUCUACAAAGAUGGAUGACAGCGAUAUUGACAAAAUCUUGCAAUUCUUCGAAAAACAAAUGAAUGUUCAAAAUGUGGCAAACCAUUGGGUCCUUAAAGCCAAGGAUUGAAAAAAAAUGUAAUCCCACAACAUGUCUCUUAGGUAUUCUCCUUCUAUUGUAUGUCAAAAAUGUGAAUUUACUUUCAAUAUGGCUAUGUAAUUUCUAUUUUU